Penaeus chinensis is the source of this 1086-nucleotide messenger RNA. RefSeq names its product proteoglycan 4-like. The record is from RefSeq and is a predicted model, not a curated record. NCBI's taxonomy places the organism in Eukaryota, Metazoa, Arthropoda, Malacostraca, Decapoda, Penaeidae. Bases 1 to 1086 code for a protein of 361 amino acids. The transcript has 3 exons.
AUGCCAAGACGAAGACUUCAGAUCGAUAGGGACCCAGAAGAGUUCUCAGUACGAGUAUCCAGAAGCCCCGGGAGGGGCAUCGUGCCCGACCCAAAUUUUUCCCCGACGGUCAUGAGGCAGACUGCCCUUCUGUUGCGAGGAUCACGCACGGUCCCUUUCAUCGACGAGUCCGACCUCCCUCCCGACUGCCCUCCCCCUCCUCCGCCAGGACCUCCGCCCGAUUCGCCACCCACGUCGCCUCCUGAGACGCCUCAUACUUCCCCCCCUGAGACCCCGCACACCUCCCCUCCCGAAACGCCCCAAGGAUCACCAGUCCCUUCCCGUGUUAACCUCUCAGCCACCACCACCCCCGGAGUAAAGAAAACGGAAACAGACAAAUCAACGGAUACCAGACAGGCACAGAAGGCAGAGGACAAAGACCAGCCACCCGCACUGCCACCCAAAACAGCUUUAACCUCGAACCGGUAUGAGAUCCCAGACACAUCGAAGCCGCCAGCCACGAGUCCGGACGGUGGCCAAUCCUCCAAGACCGAGACCGGAGGCGACUCAGAGGGCAAGCCUGGUGAGUCGAACGAGCCUGCUUCGGUCUCUGACAAGCGCGAGAUUCCUGAAGCGACGAAGGAGAGCGUGGUCGAGGAGCGCUAUGAAAUUCCUGAGGUCGUGAAGGAGACGGCGAUUAAUGGUGGAGCCAGCACUGUGCCCCGGUCGUUCCUGGGCCCCGUCGUGUCCGCCGGCCGCGCCAACCUGGAGGCGGUGUUCGGGCCGCCCAAGCCCCCCCGCCGGCGCCGCAACCACCACUCCCCCCCGCCCCCGCGACCCCCGAAAUCCAGCGCCCUCGACGCGCCGUGGCAGCCGAAGCUCCCUCCGAAGGGCGGGAGCCUUGUGGUGCGGCCUGGCUCGACGACCUCCUCCUUCAGCACGACCUCGGGGACGACUUCGGGAUCCACCGCGCCCACGCCCUCGUCGAUGCCCGCGACGCCUCGGCCUGUUAAGGAGGACAAGGCCAAGACGGCCAGGCGGUCGUGGCCCUUCCUCCUGUGCGACUGCCUCUACGCCAACUGCCGGACGUACGACAACGCGAAGUGA